This is a messenger RNA of Belonocnema kinseyi, 1603 nucleotides long. Its product is annotated as ADP-ribosylation factor-like protein 3. Lineage: Eukaryota; Metazoa; Arthropoda; Insecta; Hymenoptera; Cynipidae. The record is from RefSeq and is a predicted model, not a curated record. The transcript is spliced from 4 exons. The coding region runs from base 216 to 932 and encodes 238 amino acids. Gene Ontology annotation, molecular function: GTP binding; GTPase activity.
GGAUGUUUUACCGGUGAAGAUGGUGAAACCUGAAAAAAAUUAUAUUUCGAGAGCAAAAAUGUGCCAUAAUUAAUUAAAUUAUCAUCCUCGCGUGCCAAAAAAAACCAAUUACAUUUAAACUGAAAAAGAGGUUUUUAACAACAUAACCUGAAGGAGAUUUCAGCAGUUUAACUUUUAUAGGUUAAGUGAAUGAUGCACUUGUGAAAAUUGAAAAAAUGGUUCGAAAUGUAUCAAGAAACAGCUCAAAAACGUUAUUUUACGUCGGCUGUGCAUGCGUUGGAGCAUAUGUUGCUUAUCGUUAUUGGAAAAAGAGGCAAUUAAAAACUAUCGAUGAAGGAUUUGAGGAAGUGUCGAAGAUCGAUGACACCAACGAGAGAAGAGUUCUUCUUCUGGGGCUAGAAGGAGCAGGGAAAACUUCCCUGAUGAAUCAGGCAAUAGCAUCCAAUGUAGAAGGGAAUUCCUAUGUUGUACCUCCUGCGCCAACUCAUGGUUUUGCAGUUUACAGAUUGGUAAAUGGACCCUACACCUUCAGCGUUUGGGAAAUUGGUGGAGCAGACGACACCAGGCAGUACUGGAGUAAUUUUCUCCAGGACACAGAUCUUUUGCUGUUUAUGGUUGAUGCAACUUCAGACUCGCAUAAACUCUCUCUUGCCGUUUCUACCCUUAAGCAAUUAUUAGGAGAUCCAAGAAUGGACAAUGUCCCAAUUCUAGUAAUCGCUAAUAAACAGGAUGCUCCUAACGCCCUCAGGCCCGAGGAAGUUAAAGAAGCUUUAGAUCUUCUCAGCAUUUCUCCACACAAGCAUAAAGUUGAGGUAAUUGCUUGUCAGACUCGACCCUUGCCUCAUUUUCCACCAGGUACAAAAGAAUAUACCUGGCAUCAUCCUUCGGUCGCCAUUGUCGAGAAAAAAAUCUUCGCCAUGGCAACCUCUUAAGUAUUUCUAAACCAAUUUCCUAUAAUCGCAUGCAUAUAUUUAAUGAAAAAAAAAAAAGAAAGAAAACGAAAAAAAAAAACUAGGUUCUACAAUCUGUGCGAAUAGCACUUUAUUUUUUUAUUAGCUAUACAACAAUUUUCAUAAGUGUGUGUUAAAAUGUAGAGGUAAUCAGGGAAAUUUGUUCAACGAUUUAUAAGUGGAAUUCUAGAUGUGUAUCGUUCGCAAUGCACGAACUCAAAAUUGCGUCUGUUAGUUUUAAUAGCAUUAGAAAAAUGUGUCGCAAAAAUCAAAAUGUGCAACAAAAAAAAACCUAUGAAAAUGUUAAACAAAUUAUGAGCUUAAGUACGCCAAAUUGUUUUUGUGAAGUAAAUUUUCCAUAUUUGAUUUUUUCCAUAUUUAUUUCAAUAUUUAUUCGUUUUUUUUUCAUAUUUAAUUUAUUUAUUUUAUUUUGAAAUAAUUUUUUGCAGACAUAUCAUGAAAAUUUGGGAAAUAGUUAUAAUGCCGAAAGUUGAGGGCAUAAAAAUGAAAAUUUAAGACAGAACUUACUUCACAGAUUCAUUUCCGUUCUGUGAUAAUAUCUUUGUUAUCUUUUCAGACACUAUUUUAUCAACUUUGCUCUACUAAUGUCAAUGCUAACUUAACAAUAAUAAUAAUCAAUUUGUUUCCCUUCA